This is a messenger RNA of Chenopodium quinoa (quinoa), 1127 nucleotides long. Its product is annotated as DNA topoisomerase 1-like. The transcript is spliced from 4 exons. The record is from RefSeq and is a predicted model, not a curated record. Lineage: Eukaryota; Viridiplantae; Streptophyta; Magnoliopsida; Caryophyllales; Amaranthaceae. The coding region runs from base 192 to 683 and encodes 163 amino acids.
ACUAACAUAAUUUUUUUUAAAAACAAUAGAUGUUCUGUUAGAUGAAUCUGAAAAGGGAAGCCUGAAGAAGGAUGUUGAACCUGCUAAAGAAACCGCAAAAAUAGGACAGAAGAGAAGAACGUCUACAAGGACUUUUCCUAUUCAAAAGGAAGCUGAUGCACCACCUCCAGCACCUACUCCAAUAAAAAAAAAUGGCAGGUGCUCCUGCUGAAUAUCCUCCAGACCAAGGCAAAAAGGGUGGGAAAAAGAAAACUCCAGAAGAAGUGAAGAAAACUUCUAAGGUUGCUGGCAAAAGAAAAGCAGAUGUCAGUCCUGCCAAGAGAAAUGCUGGAAAGAGAAAAAAAAUACAAGAAGUACCAUCAGAUGAACCCUCUCAAGAUCCUACUGAUGAAAGUUCUACUGACAGUGAUGAUGAUAGUGAAGAGUCAGUUUAUAGAGCAGAAGCAGAGCCUGUCAGUGAGGAUGAUUAUGAGGUGGAGGAAGAGGAAGAAGUAAAGCCAAGGAAGAAACAGGCAAAGAAAGGGAAUUCAGUGAAGGCAAAGGUUGAAAAGGAGGAGCAAAAGAUGGUACUGUAUGAUGAAGGAAAGAUUGAAGGUAGGGGAAAAAAUAAAAUGAAAACUGAAAUGGUUCAAGCAAUAGAAACUGAUGAAGUUGAGGAAAUUCAGGAUGAUGAAUUUGAGUAAGAGAAAUCUUCAAAGAGAGGAGGACAUGUGAAGUUCAUUGCAUGGAUAAAAAAGAUGACACCUACCCAAAAACAACAAGUUGUUGAUAUAGGGUUAGGAUCACUUCUUGACAUUAGUUUACCUCAACUUGAUCAAAAGUUCUGUAAUUGGUUAUUGGGAAGUUUUGAAGAAAAUAGCCAGUGUUUUGAACUACCAAAGAAUGAAAAAAUAGAAAUUGAGGUAGAGGAUGUUAGGGUAGUUUAUGGCUUGCCUACAGGAGAAAUUCCAAUUGUUGAGCCAAAGUCUGAUAAAAUUAGUGAGGAGUAUGCAGAAUUUCUGAAGAAAUGGAGAAAAUCAUGGUCAGGAAAAACUCCAUCAGUGAGUCAGAUUGUGAAUGGAUACAUAAAUGAUAAAUUCACCAACAACAGACCACCAAGUGAACAUUUCAUUACUAACUCUUGGAGA